AUGAAGUGUGCCGGCAAGCAGACGCCGGUUGGUCUGACAGCCGCAUUCUCUCUCUUUCAGGUCGUCAAAGCGCCCUCGCCGUGUGACGGGGUCGAGCCCGACGUCGCUCGCCGCUUCCAUCCCGCCUUCGGAUUGGACGAGGUUGACUCAUCUUCCCAGCCCAGGGCCCUGCUGACCGGCCGUCGCACGGUGGCCCCUUUGCGGGUCUGCCUCGUGCAAACGAUGAUGACGACAACGGCGACGGCGACGGCGAUGACGCACCCUCCACGGCUGAAGGUGUCGCAUGCCGACAGUCGCGCCGGUCUCACCUCGAGACGCAACAGACAGCUCCAACGACCGAGGAGGGGCGAUGAGCGAAAAGGCGAAAGCGACGGCGACGGCGAGGGAAAUGGCGGGAGCGACGGCGAUGCGAUGAGUCACCCGCUGUCGGACGAGUUGGUCUGUCAGGUCCAGGCCUCAUCGCCUCAUGCCCUCGACGCCGCCUCGGCCAUCGUAUCCGCCUCCAGAGGCCUGACGUCUGCCGGUAUCUCAGGCGACGGUCAGGGUGGGGGUGGGCAAGGGGUACUGUCGGUGUCGGUGAAGCUAACGCCAGGCGAGCUGCAUCAGCUGGCCGAGUACUGGGAGCACGGUGUGUUCACGAGGUCGCGCAAUUGGGCCACGGGCCUGGCGAGUCUGGCCUCCGUCUGCCUCGUCUACUCGGUCUGCGCCAACACGUGGGUCUACCACGGACCAGGUAAGUGUCAUGAGAUGACAUGA
Molecule: messenger RNA, 756 nt
Organism: Protopolystoma xenopodis
Lineage: Eukaryota; Metazoa; Platyhelminthes; Monogenea; Polystomatidea; Polystomatidae
Source: the annotation of a GenBank genome assembly